UGAUGAUGGGUGUGUCCUGCAGGAUGCUGAGACUCUAUAACCUCGCCGUCCCAGGUCUCCAGAUGCAGUUCGAGUCGGCCCCGAUAUCUUUGGCGGGUGAGUCGAGAGGUCACAGAGCAUUUCAAAUGGAUACUUUGUCCACGCCUGUUGCGGAGGAAACCGAUUCUAUGAGGACGGAGGAAGAGGAGGAGGAGGAAGAGGAGGAGGAGGAGGAAAAAGAAGAAGAUGAAGUGCAGGAACCAGAUGCGGAAACAGACGCCCAGAAGCAACAGAAACCGGCCUGGGUUCCCAGGUUCUUCUUCCGAGUAGGUAAAGAGGUUUACAACUACGUCGGCCAGGAGAUCGUCAUCGAAGAAGGCCUCGACUCGUACGGGGGCAUGAUAUGGCCGGCGGCUCUGGCUCUGUGCCACCACCUGGACUCUCACCGUGAUCAGCUGAGUCUGGUGGACAAAGCCGUCCUGGAGAUCGGAGCCGGAACCGGCCUCGUGUCUGUGGUCGCAGCGCUGCUCGGUGGUUGGGUCACAGCCACCGAUCUCCCCGACGUCCUGUCCAACCUGAGGUACAACUUGAGCAAGAACACCAGGGGGCGCUGCCGACACACGCCCCAGGUGGCAGCUCUGUCCUGGGGCCAGGACCUGGAGCAGAACUACCCGUCGUCCGUGUACCGGUACGACUACGUGCUGGCGGCCGACGUGGUCUACCACCACGACUUCCUGCCCGAGCUCCUGGUCACCAUGAAGCACUUCUGCAGACCGGGCACGACCCUGAUCUGGGCCAACAAGGUCCGGUUCGAGACCGACUUCACCUUCACGGAGAACUUCAAGAAGGCCUUCAACACGAGUUUACUGGUCGAGGACGGAGAGAUGAAGAUCUACACGGCGACGUGCAAAGAGUGAGGAGGCUCCGAAGACGCCUCUCAAGAAACUUUGCAUUUGUCCGACGGCGUCAGCUAAAGAAAGAGCUCUGCUUUAAGCCUAUUUUCUAGACGUUUUCUAUAUUCUUUUGAAUGUGGUUUUAUUCAAACGAUCAUUACGUACAGUAUCUGUUGUGGCAGGAACUAAGGAACUCGUUUGGGUUUUAUUAAGUCUAGCUUCAACGCCUGCAAAAACAAAAAUCUUCAAAAUGUCUGACUAACAUCGUUGAGACGUUACUACAGAUUGUUGCAAAUGGCGUCGAGGUUAAAUAUGAGUUGAAUCAGGAGAAACUUUCCUCUGACUGAACGUUUUGUGCACAUAGCAAGAAAAUCUACGAGUCUUCGGCAAUUAGACCCAACUGUGACUAAGGCAGCCAUUACAUUAUGACCACCUUCCUAAUAUUGUCUAGGUCUCCCCUUGUGUCUCCAAAACUCUCAUCAGAGAAUGGACAUGGACCUUCUGAGGGUGUCCUGUGGUGUCUGGUAACAGGAGGUUGUUGGCGGGGGGGGAGGGGGGGGGGGGACCCAUGGGUCCUAUGGGUUGAGGGGAGGGGUAAAAGGGAUGGACAUCAAUAGAACUUUAUUGAUUUCCGAUUCUUCCCUUAUCAAUUCCUCCUGUGACUUUUUGGUUUAGAAAAAGUAGGCGUUCGUGGUUUCGUGUAAACAAUUUUACUGAGUUUCUGAAUAAGAGAUAAGAGCUUAUGUAAGUAACAUAGGAAACUGGCCACUGACUUGGCGAUAGCUGCACUCGUUGACUCGUAUUUAAUAUGUCGACAAAUGCGUCUUUGUGCUUGAAAUCACGGUGCUGCAUAAAUUGUGGCCCUUUUUUACUUUGAAGUGAAGCCACUUUGGACCAUUUCAGCCUCUCUGCCGUUGAUAACGAAGCGCCUCAACGUAAAGAUUCUCAUUCUUUUGUAUUAUGGCGGUUGGCAAACAACAUUGAGGUGCAUCACAGCCAACAUCUGGACUGGGAUGUGAAGAUUUGGCACUGAUAAGUGGGAUCGAGAAGCACGAAGGCCAAUGAUAUCGAUGAAUUGAACCGGUUAUCGACGCCCAUCCCCAGUGAUUCAUGUCCGAGUAACAUCCACAUAAAUGAAUCCCAGAUAUAAAAGCUUCAUCUCACUAAAUUAGCUGUAGUCCAGACUUUUAUAAUAAUCUGUCCACUGAGAAAAGACUGCAGCUCAGAGAAGCAGACUAGAAAUAAAAGGAAAAUGAGGAUAUAACAUGCAACAAAGACAUGUACACAAUAUUUUCUACAGGAAUUCAUAUGAAUUAUGUCAGCACAGAGCGAGAAGAAAUCUGUCUCAAUCACAUCCUGUUUGGACACUUUAACACAUUAGUCAGCUUCAGUGUUUUCAACACUUUUCUUUCAAGACUUUCUGUUGCGAUAGAACAGUAGGACACAUUGUAUAACGUAGCACGUCUCAAGCAUGUAACAUCUUUGGUUUGUGAUCUUUAUUUCUUUUUUUUCUGUUUUUUACACUUUAAUAAAAUCUUGCUUAAAACCUUCCUCCAGUUUCUUUUUCCAAUUUUCUACAUUUUAAUGUCUAAAAUCUCAUAGAAAAUUAAGACGAGUAAACACCUUAAUUCUUUCAAAUCAUUUUUUUUUGUUGUCGUUUGUUUUUAUUCAGCGUGAUGUCUUUUUUUUUCUUUUUUUUUUUUCCUCUGGUUCGUGUGACUUAAUCCUAUGUGACCACAAAAUAGUGUGACAGUAGCUCGGGGUCAUCGAGGAAAACAAAGGGUAUAAAAUAAUACUAACAGCAUACAACCUUAUCUCGUAACAUUCUUUAAAAUAUUGGCAUUUUACUUUUCUCGUGACUAUAAAUAUAAACACUCAACAUCCAUAAAGAAGCUUUUUCUGAGGUCUUUCCUGACACCAGCGCAGAUGAGAGAGAUGAGAGAAGUCAGUUCGGUGCCAGAAGUGGACGGAAAAGUCCUGCGGUGAAAGUUUAAGGCCAUUUUUUCGGAGAGAGACCGUCGUUGGCAACGCGCGCUGUAGAGAGCCGAGCCGAAGCUGGAGGAGUCAAACACAAGAUGAUGAUGAUGAUGAUGAUGCUGCUGAUGUGCACAAAUUCUAACAAAAGUCAAACGCAGCAGAUUCCAGCGAUCCCCUCUGCAGGAAGAGACGCAAGCCACGGCUUAAAAAACUCCCACGAAGGACGAGAGCCGUGGAAGCGGCUGCGGUUUUACAUUCUCAUGCGUGGACCUUCCCUCACCCCGUCCGUCUCUUUCCUCUUUCUUGAUUGACUCAUGGAAAAAAUAAUUAUUGACUAAUCAAGCUCAAAAUACAUCACACUUUUACGAAUUUAAAAAGGAAAUGUAAAGAGAUUACAAUGAUGUAAAUCGAAAAAAAAAACAAAAAAAAAACAACCAGAUUUUCCUAAACAGUUCAAGCCAAAUGUUUUUAAAGGACCGUACCAGUGUCUGUCAUUCUAACAUUUUAAUGACCAAAUAUAUAUCGAAUAUAUCAUUUUAAAAAGGGUAAACGUUAAUGAUUUUACAAGUCUGUUUACAGGUCUUGGGGACGUUUUACGCACGAGUCGCUUGCAGCUUUUUGUUGAAUGAGAAAGUCGACUUUUCAGUUGUUUGAAAAUGAAAUAAUCCAAAGAGCAAGAAGUUACAAGGACGCUUACUCUGUGUAUUUGUUUCAGUCUCGUCUUAACAAAUCCUCGUAGCCUAAACUUUGUAUUUGUUUCAGUCUAGAUAAACCAAUAAUAGAAAUAUCAGACCACAGCUUUCUACAAAAAAAACAAAAAACAAACAAAAAAAAUCAGAAUUCAGAUCAUAACAUAUCAUAGAAUGAGCUGAUGGAGCCAUUAAAAACCCUGGUGUGGUCCUUUAAAGCAACAACAACAACGCCCCUGUAAAUGGCUGUCGUUUCAGUUGUGUUGGGGGGUAAAACGUUCACGUACAAGAAAAAUAUGCACACAUGUACACAUAAAGUCAUUUGCAAACACACACACGCACACACUCGUGGUGGAGAUCACACCAGUGGAUAUUGUCAGUGUCUCGUCUCAAGAUUAAAAACCAUCCAAAAAAAAACAACAACUAAAAA
This is a messenger RNA of Mugil cephalus (flathead mullet), 3968 nucleotides long. Its product is annotated as protein-lysine methyltransferase METTL21C-like. NCBI's taxonomy places the organism in Eukaryota, Metazoa, Chordata, Actinopteri, Mugiliformes, Mugilidae. Gene Ontology annotation, molecular function: protein-lysine N-methyltransferase activity. The transcript is spliced from 5 exons. Gene Ontology annotation, biological process: peptidyl-lysine methylation. Gene Ontology annotation, cellular component: cytosol; cytoplasm. The coding region runs from base 3 to 896 and encodes 297 amino acids. The record is from RefSeq and is a predicted model, not a curated record.